AUGGCCAGGCAAUACUCCCGCUCAGACUAUAUCACCGACCUGGCCUCACACAAUGCGCGUCAUGACCAUGAGCGAGAGCAUGCCCGUCCCCGCGGCCCGCCCAUCCCCGACCUCCGCUUCGAGCCGACAUACAUGCGUAAAGUUGGACAGCAUGUACGCAUCGAGAGGACAGAGGGUGGUCUGGAGGUGGUACAUGUAGAGUGGGGCAAAGUCCUGUGGCUUACGACGAAGGAUCAAGUACUUGCACCAUUAUUGCAAGGCCUGGUCUGGGGUGUGGCCGGUGUCAUGCUGCGUCCUGCAAUGACAUCUCUUCUGGCGUCUUUCCGAAGAAUGAUCAUGCCGCAUCCGAGGAUCAGGAAGGGCGGCUUUACUGCUUGCGUAACACAUUCCUCUUUGUAUCCGUAA
This is a messenger RNA of Peniophora sp. CBMAI 1063, 405 nucleotides long. The record is from the annotation of a GenBank genome assembly. Lineage: Eukaryota; Fungi; Basidiomycota; Agaricomycetes; Russulales; Peniophoraceae.